Molecule: messenger RNA, 6456 nt
Organism: Cercospora beticola
Lineage: Eukaryota; Fungi; Ascomycota; Dothideomycetes; Mycosphaerellales; Mycosphaerellaceae
Biological process (GO): secondary metabolite biosynthetic process; fatty acid biosynthetic process
Molecular function (GO): fatty acid synthase activity; 3-oxoacyl-[acyl-carrier-protein] synthase activity
Source: RefSeq, a predicted model, not a curated record
AUGGAACCAACUCACAUCGUGGUCUACGCAUUCGGAGACCAGACUUACGAUGCUACGGCACUACUGUCGAUCUUACUCCAUUGGGACGACUUUCUACUCACAGACUUUGUUCAUCGAGUAACAAAACGAUUACAACAAGAGCUCGCGGAUUUGGGACCAGAGCAGAGAGCAGAAUCUCCGAAGUUUGCUGAACUCCUUGACCUCCUACCGUACUGGCGAGAUGGUACAUUGACACCAGGACUGUGCCAGGCCUUGACUUGCUUCACACAGAUUGGAGUCUUCCUUGCAAAUCACGGCUACCGAGCAGAGUGCAAACCCUUCCCAAGGCCAUCUACAGCAUGUUUGACUGGAGUUUGCACCGGACUCAUAUCUGCCGCAGCGGUCAGCUUCUCGGCCAACGUGGGAGAACUGCUCUGCCUCGGAGAAGAAAGUGUGGCAGUGGCCUUCCGAAUUGGCACUCUGGCAGCUGAUGUGGGCAGUCGGAUCGCGAACUGCAGAGAAUCGUCUGGAAAAUAUACAUCGUGGACCGCAGCCGUUAUGGUGAAGGAUGUCGAAACGAUCACAAAACAAGUGGAUGAUCUUGAUAAACAAAUCCCAUCUACGCCAUAUAUCUCUGCCUACGUCUCGCAACAUCAGGUUAAUGUUUCGGCGGCGCCACAUACGCUGCGCGACUUCUUAUCAACACUAUCGCCGCUGGGCGUUUCGAGUGUUGAGCUUCCGGUACAGGCACCGUAUCACGCUGCCCAUCUAUAUUCCGAGAGCGACAUCGAUCAGAUCAUUCGCUCUGAUAGUGCCUCGAAUGGCACUUCCUCUCCAGGACUUGGUUUCACAGAUUCAAAGCUGUGCAUACCGAUCAUCUCUAGUGCUACCGGCGAGAUCGUGUCAGCGAAGACUUUCAUGGAUGCUCUACAAUCAGCGGUCAGGGACUGUCUACUGCGGACCGUACGCUACGAUAUGUUGGGUCCUGCUAUAGUAUCUUGCAUAGGCUCAAUGGGGUCCGUCUCACAAUUCUCACUCCAGCCUGUUGCGCUGGGCGGACCCGAGCGACUGGAGUCGGCAAUUCGUGCCAACCUGCACAAUGCAUUGACAAUCCGAAAUGCUGAGAGUAUGGAAACUCUCUUGGAAAGACUACAAGAGCGACAGCGUCCCAGGAGUGCAGCACGAUCAAAAAUCGCCAUAUUGAGCUGUUCUGGUCGAUUCCCACGGGCGAGGAAUAUGGACGCCUUCUGGGACGUCUUAUUGCACGGCAUUGAUACGCACCGACAGGUUCCAGAGUCCCGCUGGGAUGCUCGAACCCAUGUUUCGAAGUCCUCGUCGCUCGAGAAGAACGUUAGCGGCACAGGCUAUGGUUGCUGGUUAGAAGAUGCUUCUGCCUUCGAUGCAAAGUUCUUCAAUGUAUCGCCCCGGGAGGCGCCCCAGAUGGACCCUGCUCAACGUAUAGCACUUAUGUGUGCUACAGAAGCGCUAGAAGAAGCAGGAAUUGUGCCCGGCCGCACUCCAAGUACACAGCAUAACCGAGUGGGUGUCUACUUCGGAGUCACGUCCAAUGAUUGGAUGGAGACGAAUUCGGCGCAGAAUGUAGACACAUAUUUCAUACCUGGUGGCAACAGAGCAUUCAUACCAGGCCGUUUGAACUAUCACUUCAAAUUCAGUGGUCCAAGCUAUUCAAUUGAUACAGCAUGCAGCUCAAGCCUCACAGCCAUUCAGCUGGCCUGUAAUGCUCUGUGGCGUCAAGAGAUCGAUAUGGCCGUAGUUGGCGGGACCAAUAUUCUGACCAAUCCUGACAUGCACUGCGGAUUAGACAGAGGUCACUUCUUGUCUCGUACAGGAAAUUGCAAGACCUUUGAUGCCACUGCAGAUGGUUACUGUCGCGGAGAGGCAGUGGCCGUGGUUGUGCUCAAGCGUCUUGAGGACGCUGUGAUCGACCACGAUCCGAUCCAGGCCUGUAUUCUUUCAGUCGCCACGAACCAUUCUGCGGAAGCAGAAUCGAUCACUCGACCACAUGUGGGCGCUCAGCGGGAGCUAAUCGACCAAGUGCUUCGAGAGGCCGGAGUAUCUGGUCGCAGCAUCGGCUACGCUGAGAUGCACGGAACAGGGACACAGGCUGGUGACAUAGCUGAAACCAACUCUGUCCUGGCAAGCCUCGCUCCUCAGGGUGCCCGAUCUCCCCGAGAGCCACUAUACAUCGGCUCAGCAAAAGCUAAUGUCGGCCAUGGCGAGGCAGCUGCUGGCAUUACAAGUCUCGCGAAGGCCCUCUUGAUGCUCCAUCAUGAUACAAUUCCACCUCACUGCGGCAUCAAAACUAGGAUCAACCCCAAGCUGCCAGGUCUUGUAUCUCACAAUGUGCGAAUUGCAACCGAGACGGUCAGCUGGACACGACCAGAGGGAGGUUCUAGAAGGGUGCUGGUGAACAACUUCUCUGCUGCUGGUGGCAACACAACACUCAUCCUUGAGGACCCGCCCUUGCCAUCAACGGCAUUCACGCCAUUCCCUCAGUCUCAUCACUCCAUUGUCAUAUCGGCCAAGACUCCUGUCUCUCUUCGUCAAAAUUUGCUCGCAACAAUAGCUUGGAUCGGACAGCAGAACCUUUCGGAUACAUCUAUACUUCCGAAGUUGGCAUAUACCACCACUGCACGCCGCCUACAUCACCCGCUGCGCGUUGCGAUUGCGGGAUCAAACCUGCGAGACAUCGAGCAUCAACUGCGACUGUCUUUGGACAGUAUUGCAGAUGCCCGACGCAUGCCACCACCAAAGAUCUUGUUCGCUUUUGCUGGUCAAGGCUCCGAAUUCCCUCGGAUGGCCAUAGACUUCUUCGACCAAGUAUCCGGUUUCCGAAACGAUAUCGAGGUCUACGACAGGAUCUGUCUCAGUAUGGGGUUCCUUUCGAUCCUAGAUCUAUUCAAAGACGAUAAAUCGAAGGACACUGCAACUCCACAGACACUGCAGCUAGCGGCAGUCUGUCUCCAAAUGGCUCUUGUGCGAUUGUGGCGAUCAUUCGGCAUUGAGCCUACGAUUGUUGUGGGUCACAGCCUCGGGGAAUAUCCUUCGCUCUACGCCGCGGGUGUGCUCUCUCAGUUCGAUGUCAUCUAUCUCGUCGGCAACCGAGCAGCUUUGAUGCAGCGACACUGUGCCCGUGGCAGCCACGGCAUGCUUGUUGUGAAAUCUUCGACCGCCGACGUUGCGGCUCUACUACAUACCUCGGGUCUGAAGUAUGAGAUAGCCUGCGUCAAUGGACGCAGAAGCGUCGUUCUUGGUGGAGCCAAAAACGAGCUCCAGCAAGUGCACGCUAGACUGCAAGAGCAGGGUGUUCGAUCGACGCAUCUUCCACUUCCUUACGCCUUCCACACUGCCCAGGUCGACCCAAUACUGGAGGAUCUGGAUGCGUUGUCUGGCAAUGUUCAAUUCGUCAAGCAGAAGCUGCCAGUCAUCUCCCCGACCUUUGCGGGUAUACCCUCAGAGCUUUCCAGCACCUUUGCUGUAGCCCACUGUCGUGAGCCUGUGCAAAUGCAACGAGCCUUAGAGGCCGCACGAGGGCAGAAAAUUGUCGAUGAGCGGACGAUCUGCAUAGAGAUUGGAUCGGGCGCCGUGACAGUUAACAUGAUCAAGGAAGUGAUUGGGUCCUCAACAGAGACGUUUGUCUCCAUGCGGCAGGGCGAGGCCGUCACAAGGCCGUUGUCAAUGGCAUUGGCCGCGCUGUACGGGAAAGGAGCCAACAUCAAUUGGAACGAGUAUCAUCAAACCUUCAGUCCUGGUCUUGAUACGAUAUCUCUUCCCCCUUACAAUUGGGACUUACGUGACUACUGGAUACAAUAUACCAAUGACUGGUCGCUCCGUAAGGGCGAGGCUGCUGAGCCGCCCGGUGUACCAUUGCGACCGAGCACGACAAUCCAUAAGGUCCUGAUUGACACACUACACACUUCGGCUGGGAAGUUGAUAGUGGAGUCUGAUCUCAAUCGUGAAGAUAUGGAUGCCGUUGUACAAGGACACAAAGUCUACGGGGUCCCGCUUUGCACUCCAUCGGUAUAUGCAGACAUUGCCUUGACAUUGGGGCAGCAUCUGAAGCAGCACGUCUUCAUGCAGCCCAAUGCCAUGGUAGAAAUCGCUGAGAUGGACAUCAAAAGCGCUCUGGUGGCAAUCUCUGGCGGGCGAUCCCAGAUACUGCGAACAGAAGUCGCGAUUGAUCGCAUGAGCAAAUCAGCUCGCUGCACAUUCUCAAGUCUGACUGAGUCUUCCCAGGAGCCCGAGCAGCAUGCUCAUUGCAUCAUCCGACUCCACGAGUCUGGCACCGCAUACGAUCUGGCAACAAGGUCUUCGCCUGACGUCUUAGCCCGCGUAGAGGCACUCUACAAGCAGAUUGAAGCUGCCAACAGUGAGACAUAUCGGUUCAGCAAGUCCAUGAUCUACAAGAUGGUGGCUCAAGUAGCAGACUUCCACAAUGACUACCGAGGCCUUACUGAGAUAGUCAUGGACAAUACUGCACUAGAGGCGACCGGGAAAAUUGAAUUCAGAAACCCCGAGCUUCUUGGUGGCGACUUCGACACUCAUCCAGCUUGUAUCGACGCUUUAUCCCAGCUUGGGGGCUUUGUGAUGAACGCCAACGAGGGCACUGAUCUGAACGAUGAGAUCUACGUCAAUCAUGGCUGGCGGUCACUACAAGUCUUCGACCACAUCGAUCCCAGAAAGAGCUAUCGGAGCCAUGUAAAAAUGGUCGAAGGCUCUGAUAAGCUGUGGACGGGUGAUGUCGCGAUAUUCGAUGGAGAUCAGUUUGUCGCCAAGUUCGCUGGAAUUGCGCUUCAACGAGUACCUAGAACACUCAUGGAGUACAUUGUCAACACCGCUCAUGCAAAGGCGGCAGAAGCAUGUGGAAUCGUCAAGCCGAAGAGAUCCUCCAAUAUUGCUGCCAGAACAGCCCAAGCUGAGGUGGUUGCUACCCACUUGACGCGACAGGUGCCUUCUUUUGACGCUGUGUUGGCAAUCAUCUCUUCAGAGAGUGGCGUCCCUCUGCAAGAACUGAUCGAUGGUCGAGGGUUCGAUGAUCUGGGCGUAGAUUCUUUGCUUUCUCUUCUGAUCGUCAGCAGAGUUCGGAGCGAGUUGGCAAUUGAACUCAGCAACUCCAUCUUUCUGGAGCUGGGCAGUGUGGGUGCCCUUCGAACCUACAUGAAUGGACUGAACGCUUCUUCAAAAAUGAACGACCUGGAUACAAGUACCCAGCUUGCCCCGGCCCCAACAGACACCAUUUGGCCUACGAUACUUCAGAUCAUCUCUCAAGAAGCAGGAACUCUAAUCCAAGAUUUGUUAGAUAGCACCAGUCUAACGGAUCUUGGCGUUGAUUCUCUCCUAUCGCUCGUCAUAGCAAGUCGAUUGCGAGAAAAACUGGAUAUAGAUCUUCCGCAUGUCUCACUGUACGCGGAGUGCGAUACCCUGGGCUGCUUGAAAGCCCGUAUCAUGGAGUUGGCUGGACAUGUCGAUGAUCACACCGAUGACACAGUCUCGGAAUCGCCAUCGGACAAUUCUUCUUCGAAGUCAUCGUGGCCACUGUCAGAGUUCUCACCUCUCGAGACUCCAUUGACACCUCCAGAAGUCAUUCUCGGCGAAAAGUCAUGGAAUGCAACACUUGAGCCGCAGACCGCGGCGUCGUACAUUAUUCAGGGCAAUAUGGAGACAUCUACUCAUCGAUUGUUCCUUUUUCCUGAUGGCGGCGGCUCAGCGACAUCAUAUAUGAAACUUCCAUCGAUAUCGCAAUCUUGGGCUGUCGUAGCAUUCGACUCCCCUUUCAUGAGAAAACCGCAUUUGAUGCAAGGAACAUCACUGGACGCUUUGCUGGAAAUUUACCUCGCUGCCCUACGCCAACGACAGCCUGCUGGCCCUUAUCACUUAGGCGGGUGGUCUGCUGGCGGUGUCAUCGCCUAUGUCCUUGCGUCCAGAUUGCUGGCAGCAAACGAAGAGGUCGCCAGUAUCAUCUUGAUCGACUCACCUUCUCCCGCACAUGGACUUGACAGGUUGCCCCAGGAGUUUUUUGAUCACUGCUCCAAGAUUGGUAUCUUUGAGUCUGAGAUUAACGAACGACGAUCACCUGCAAUGGUGGCGCCCGUUCCACCGCAAUGGCUCAUACCGCAUUUCCAUGCCACUAUCGAGCUGCUCCACGACUAUCUCGCCCAGCCCCUGCCUCUUUCGGUCAAGGGCUCUCGAACUUCUGUGACAAUCAUCUGGGCUGGAGCCUGCGCGUUUGACGAUCAGAAAUACCGAGAUCUGCCAGACACGAAACAAUUCACUCUCUCAGAAAUGGAAGGCAUUCAGUUUCUCACGCAGCGAAGGACUGAUUUCGGGGCAGGAAAGUGGGCGCGGCUAUUACAAGAUCAUGAAGUCAACGUUCACACGAUUGAGGAUGAGCAUCAUUUCAGUAUGAUGAGGCGUGGUGCUUCGAAGCUUGCUCGCAUCAUCGGCACAGCUCUCUGA